This is a messenger RNA of Gadus macrocephalus (Pacific cod), 829 nucleotides long. Its product is annotated as putative nuclease HARBI1. The annotation marks the transcript as partial. The transcript has 3 exons. Lineage: Eukaryota; Metazoa; Chordata; Actinopteri; Gadiformes; Gadidae. The record is from RefSeq and is a predicted model, not a curated record.
UUAGGGUUUCGAGGUGUGAUUGGCUGCAUAGAUGGCACUCACAUUCCUAUCAUAGCUCCUUCAAUAAAUGAAGGAGAUUAUGUGAAUAGGAAAUCUGUCCACAGCAUUAAUGUACAGAUCAUAUGUGACGCAGCCCACAUGAUAAAUAAUGUGGAAGCAAAGUGGCCUGGGUCUGUGUAUGACUCACGAAUGUUUCGUGAGUCUACACUGAGUGCCAGAUUUGCCCGUGGAGAGUUUGAUGGUUAUCUAUUCGGAGACAGAGAGUACCCCUGCCAGCGCUAUCUGCUGACCCCUUACCCUGACCCACAGCGACACUACAACUUGGCUCACUGCAGGACACGAGCCAGAGUGGAGAUGACCAUCGGCAUACUCAAGGCCCGGUUCCAGUGCCUUCGUAGGCUCCGGGUCACCCCGGAAAGGGCUUGUGACAUUAUAGUGGCAUGUGUGGUUCUCCACAACAUUGCCACUAUUAGAGGAGAACAAUGUCCUACACUUUCCCCCAAUGAUCCAGAUAAUAAUCCUGAACCCCCCUGCUGAUGCACAAGAUGGAAGAGCUGUUAGAGACAUGAUAUGCUUCAAUCAUUUCUAACUGACCCAUCACCUUCCCAGUGUCAAAGAACGACAAUAUGCCUCAUUUUAUGGGGUCUUCUUUAUUUCCUAGAAGGGCAAAUGUUGUACAGUUGUUAAUCCUUUGUUGUUGAAACAAUUAAAAAACAUCCACCUGUGGGCACAUCACCCACCUUUAACUGAUGGUCCAGCAGUUGUGUUUCCUUUUUUUAUUUGGUGAUCUGCAGCCUUAUGUGCUCCAUUUCUAGGUGUGAUUUGUUUA